AGAACAAGUUCACAUCUUUGGAUUCUUCUUCUUUUGAGUCAACAACAAUAGCGUCGACAACAACAACAGCAACUGAGUCAGCAGAGAUGACGGAAGGUGUAACAAGCUCAACUGCAGAUACAACUCCAGUGAUUACAACUGAAUCAACAUCCACUCCAACAAGAAGGGCAUCAACGACAAUAGAAACAACGCAAGAAUUUACUACGAACCCGAAAACGACAAUAACCCAAGAAACAACAACUGAAGGCUUAACAACUACUCAACCAAUCACAACAACUGCAACAGACAAAGAAACAACAACCGAAAGAUUAACAACUACAACAAUAAACCAAGAAACAACAACUGAAAGCUUAACAACUACUCAACCAAUCACAUCGCCAUCAACUUCAUCAAAUAAAGGAACAACAACUGAAGGCUUAACAACUACUCAACCAAUCACAUCGCCAUCAACUUCAUCAAAUAAAGAAACAACAACUGAAAGUUUAACAGCUACCCAUCUAAUCACAUCGUCAUUCACUACCAAAAAAACAUCUACAGAGAAAAUGACAACCACAAGUAACGCAAAAACAUCAUCAACUUCCGAACCAACAAUGACAUCGGUAAUAAGUACUGACGGCAAAACAACUGCGAAAGAAGAUACAUCUCCAACUACAACAACAAGUAAACCUAAAUCAACCCUCAGUACAUCAAUAUCGCAGUCAACAGAAACAACCCAUGAACUUGUGGACACUACUACAUCAUCUAACGCAAAAGAUACCAUAGAAGAACCGAAUCAGUCAAAACUGAGAAACACACAUUUGAUCGUGGGAGCCUCGACUUCCGUUGUUGGAAUAGUAUUAUUAAUGAUAAUCAUUGGAGUGGUAGCAAGAAAAUGUAGUAAAUCGAAUAAACAAAACAAGAAACAACAGGAAGACAAUGGACCAGUCAGAAACUGGAGAGACCUUGCCUUAGCGGGAAAACAAGACACAGAUUCUCAGAACAAGGUCAAUUCGUCCUUAUCCUACAACAGAAAUUACUACGUUGGGCACGCACCUCUGCAUCAAUUCAAAUCUAGUGGCGGAUCUCGGCAUAUAGACUCUAAUAAAUAUCACAGAUAUUGACAAUUCUAAGCUCAUCCCCUAUUGCACAUAAAUACAUUGUAGUAUUUAACCUUUUUUUACUGAAUUUGUAUAUAUUAUUUGCUUUGAAGCUGCUUUAUGAGGCAAUUAUAUAGUGUUUAUUUAUGACUCAAUAUAGUGUGUAUAAUUUUAUAAUUGUUCUCUGUAUAGAGUGCUU
Molecule: messenger RNA, 1275 nt
Organism: Saccostrea cuccullata (small rock oyster)
Lineage: Eukaryota; Metazoa; Mollusca; Bivalvia; Ostreida; Ostreidae
Product: salivary glue protein Sgs-3-like
Exons: 2
Coding region: 87-1100 (337 amino acids)
Source: RefSeq, a predicted model, not a curated record